ACUGUUAUAUCCCCCAUCCCCCAACACCUUCACCCUACACUCCCCACCUAAUCUACAUUAAGCAACUUGACUCUUCUCCAUAUUCAAGUAGGUGCUAGGAUAGUACCUAAAACUAUAAGAACCAUGGAAAUACAUAUAUAUAAUUAAAGACACAUCAUCAUUUCUCCAUUCAAAAACUUGUUCAAACUUGUCCAAAUAUAUUAAACAAAAAUGAACAUCAAGAAGUGUGAGUUGUGUUGCAAGAAGAGAGCAAGAAUGUAUUGUGAAUCAGAUGAAGCAAGCCUUUGCUUUGACUGUGAUUCCAAUGUUCAUUCUGCAAACUUCCUCGUAGCUAAACACUCUAGAAAUCUGCUUUGUCAUUCGUGUUCGAACACAACUCCAUGGUCAGCUUCUGGUCCUAAGCUUUCUCCUACACUGUCAAUCUGCAACUCCUGUAUCGAAAACCCUAGUACUGUUCAAUUGCGUAAUGCAGUUGUUGAACGUGUUGAGGAAAACUAUCAGUUGGAUACAUAUGAUGAUCACAGUGAUGAUGAAUACGUGAGUAGCAGUGAUGAUGAGAGUGACAUUGAUGAUGAUGAGAACUGUGAAGAUGAUGGGAAUCAAGUUGUUCCAUUGCCUUCUUCAUCUUCUUUAUCAGGUGCUGGAGAUGGUGGAGGAGCUAGGGAGGAGGGUGGUGGUGGUUGUUGUUCUUCUUCUCCAUGGAAGAGAUUGAGGGAAAGUGAUUGUUUACAUUCUGAGGAUGAAGAGACAUGUUCAUCAGCGAUAGGGUUCGUGAGACCAAUGAAGGCGCUUCGAACAAAUGAAUUAUGUGAGUAAUAACAACAAUGCGUUACGAGUACUCACAUAACAACAACAACAACGUAUUCAGUGUACUCACAUGAAAAUAUAACAUAUUCAGCGUAAUUUUACAGGUAAAGUCUGAAAUUAUGUUGAGUAAUAACAAUGCGUUAAGUGUACUCACAUAACAACAACGACGUAUUCAAUGUACUCACAUGACAAUAUAACAUAUUCAACGUAAUUCUACAGAUGGAGUCUGGAAUUGUGUUUCUCUUAUACAAAUACAAGUUUUGUACUUUGCCA
This is a messenger RNA of Capsicum annuum, 1080 nucleotides long. RefSeq names its product zinc finger protein CONSTANS. Bases 211 to 816 code for a protein of 201 amino acids. The transcript is spliced from 2 exons. Gene Ontology annotation, molecular function: zinc ion binding. The record is from RefSeq and is a predicted model, not a curated record. NCBI's taxonomy places the organism in Eukaryota, Viridiplantae, Streptophyta, Magnoliopsida, Solanales, Solanaceae.